UCAACAAAACAAUUCAACUGAAGUGAUGAGUUAUCUGAAACGAGAAUGUCUACUUUCCCAGUGAAGUGGCAAGACAGGGAUUAAGUCCUCUUUUUUCAGACUGGCUUUCCUGAUAUGCAGCAGUGCCUUUUCUCCCUUAAGUCUUUUCUCUGUGUUCGCUGUGCAGAGAGGCUUGGCUCAGCUUGCUGCGCUGUGUGGAGCCAAAACACAGCGCUGAUGUCAAGAGGAGCAAAUCUUACUGAAGGCAGGCGAGCAUAGUUUACAAGUCAGUGGAGCUAUUAAUAGGCCUGAGUUCUUUUACAAUGUCAACUGUAACCAAAGCCGUUGUGUUAAAGUGUGUUUGCCUGAAAUAUCUACAGCCACAAGUUGAGAGGUCUUGCUUCGGUUAACUUUAGACACAGUAAUGGAGUCGGCGGAAAAAGUCCCCAACCAACAUUUUGCAGUCAGUUUACUAGGUCUGCCAGCCGAAGAUGAUGUUUUUGCUGAGGAUGAAGACGCGAAUGAAAUUUGGAUCAAGCCAAAAUCUUCCCCACUUCCACGAAGACGGAGUUCUUCUUCAGACGAGGGGCCAGAACCUCCCCCGACCCCGAAUCGAAAAGUUUCUUUUGCUGAUGCAUUUGGUCUCGAACUCGUGUCUGUUAGAGAAUUUGACAAAUGGGAUUUGCCCACUGGCACACUGGGUGGGGAGCUGCCAGGUGAGCGGUUACCUCUUGAGGAAUGUCUCUUACUCCCUCUGUUUGAACUCCCAUUCUCCCCUGAGGACCUGAUGCGGAAAGUUUACGCCCAAAAAGUGGAACUAGAAUCGACAGACUUUCCUCCGGGAACGACCUGCAUGAAGGGACUUAUCCGUGUUUUGAACAUAUCGUAUGAAAAGCUGGUGUAUAUCCGGAUGACACUGAAUCAUUGGGAGAGUUACUAUGACAUUCUGGCGGAUUAUGUCGUUGACUCCUGUGAUGGUGAGACUGACCAGUUCACAUUCAAAAUUUCACUCGUCCCCCCUUACCUUAAGGACGGGGCCAAAGUUGAAUUUGCAAUUCGUUAUGAAACUCCAGGUGCUGUUUACUGGGCAAACAACGAUCACAAAAAUUACGUGAUUUUAUGUCAUAAGAAAGGCGACCCCAACACAAACGGAAAAUCUCCAGAAGAGCUCGAUGAUCGAAAUUUAAAAAGCUGCCUGAAGACAUCAUAUAGCAAAGAGAACCUGGAAACACCUGAUGAUGAUGGCUGUACAUUGGUACGAAGUCCUGAAGACAUAGCCCAGCAGGAAAGUAGAGAGACAGUUUUGGAAACGGCCAUUUCUGUGCAAUUGAAUACCGAAAGCAUGUAUGAUGAUAAUCCAGGACAAAAAGAAGAAAGGAGUGAACAACUGGACACACAGAUGAAUCCUCCAUUCCAUAUAUCAUUGACCACCCCAAGAGGUGAGAAAACUGAUUUAGCACCUGUGGGAGAAUCAUAUACUCAUGUUAUGGAAGAACAUGAGAAGAAUGCCAGGAAAAUCAGUGAGUCAUCAGUUAAUCAGCAGAAUGAUUUAGAAGUUGAACAUCCUAAGUUUGCAAGUGUAAACAACUAUAAGGUGAACGAAGUUAAGCAAGACAAAGAACCUGUGUGGAUCAGGAUUCCAUUGGACAGUAACAAAGAUACAUCCAAUUUGCCAACUCAGAGUCACGAGGAAUGUGCAGUACUACAAACAGAGAGUGUUAAUGUUGUAGCAAGCAAUGGCAAUAGAAUGAUCCAGUCUUCUACAUUCUCUUAUGAUGAAGCAGAUUUACUACAUGAAAGCGGCCUUCUUGUCUCUCGGGUAAGAGAUGAACUUGUUCCGUCACAUGGAAGUGAUACAUCAGCUAAAUCUGGACUAGAAUUGAAUAAUUUCUCAGGCAAUAGCAGAGACAGUGUCUUUGCUAUUAAUAUGCAAGAUAAGGUAAUCAUUCAGGGGGCUAUUGAUGAGUGUGACAAGCUCCCUAAUAAUACACAAAGUCCGAUACAAUCUCAACAAGAGAGCACAGGUGCUGCAAAUGGAAAUAAUGUAAAUGAUUAUUUGACUGACAACACAAUGGCAAGUAGUGAAUCAGAGUCCACUCCUGUCUCUGCAGUACGCACCGACACUCAUUUGGAAUGUGAAUCAGAUAGAAAGAGCUCUACAGCUCCUGGUUCAAUCUUAUCAAAGGAAGAAAAGGUUUGCAGUGUAAAAGCAAGUGACACACAAGAACCACCCCAAUAUUACAGUAAAGCUGAGAAACUGGAAGAUGUAAAGCAUGGUAAUGAUUUUCCUGAGAAAUCUAAUUUAAUAAACCAAGAAGCAGAAAAUAUGCAAGAGCAAAUCUCACUUAAACAAGAUCUCAAAGUUAGUGCGAAGAACACAUUCAGUGAAUCUUUAGAAGUUACAAAACAUUCACAAAUUGGAAAAGAAAUGGUCAUCAAAUUUGAGUGUGCUGCAAACAAACAAAGUUCUUGUGAUGUGUGUUCAAAUAACAAAAUUGAAAAAGACACUGCAGGCAUCAUGGAAUUCAUGCAACAUACAGAUAUGCACAGUGAUUCGUGUAAUGGGAAGUAUCAAAAUACAGGAGAGGAGUUUGGUACUUGUCUCCAGAUCACACCUAGUAAACAGUUGGAAUUUGCAAAUAUAUCAAAUGAUGAGACUGCCACGAUGCGUGCAGAAAUCCCUAAGCUGCAGGGUUCUUUAGAAAAAGAAAAAUAUCAAGACUCUUGUGAAGUAGAUGACGUUCUGACACAAUUACCAGAGACUAAAUCAACAAAAGAAGGUAUUGUAAAUGAGCAAAAUAAAAAUAUAAUUCCAGCCAUACAAACUGUAGAGCUAAGCACGAGUGCUCCAUCGUGUGUUUUAGUGGAUACAGUGGUAAAAGAAGCAAUUGAAGCAGCUUUGUUUGAAAUUAGUGGAGAUGAAGGAAGAAGUACAACAUUUGUAUCAGAAAAAGGGACAGCCAUCCAAAAUUCGCCAAGUGAAGAUCAAUUUUCAAUGUCAAUUCAGAAGGGGUCCACAUCUUUUCAUUUAACAUCAAAACAUGAACAACCUUCCAAAAUUCACGAUACCCAUGAACAAAUUGCAAAAGAUGCUUUGCAGCUUGGUGAAUAUGCAACUGAAACAAAUACAAUGUGUGUACAAAUGGGGAAGGAUGCAUGUGAUGCUUCUCAGAAAAUUACAGAAGAAGUAGCUUCUUCAAUAAGUCUGCAAACAAAAACAUCUGUACCAAUUUCAGAAGACAUAAAACCUCCAGAUGUAACUUUUCAUUACAGCCAAUCUUUAGAAGUUGCAAACAAUUUGACUGCAGAUUUUCAAGUGGAGAAUCAAAGUGGAGCCAAAAUUGCAGCAGAAGCUGGGCAAGAUGUUAGUGAUUCAAUGAAGAUGCUUCCUGGUUUUCAGGAAGAAACCGACGGAAGAAUUUCUUGCAAAAUCACUGAUACAAGUGACAGCAUUAUUGAAAAUAUUUUUGAAUCUUUGGAUCUUAAAAUAACAGACAAUUAUGAAGUUAAACAAACACAUCCAGAAGUUGUAAAGGAGUUGUCUAGUAAUACUACUGAGGUCUCAGAAGAAAAUGCACAUUACAAUGAGAGGGAAAAGAAUAUAGACUUCACACAGAGAUGUCAUGUUUCAGAAUUGGGCUUUACACAAGGUUACAGUGCACCAGAUCUUACGGAGUGCAUAGAGGUAGGAAAAACAGAACUUAAGGGAGAAGAGGCAAUGAGCAUAAAGAACAAUUUGCAACACUUUGGUGAAACAAAUGAACCCAGAUCAAUUGGAGUUACGCAAUUACAUAAAUUUACUAAUAUGUCUAAAGCUACAAAGGAAGUUGUGCCAGUUACUGGGCAGAUUGUAGUAGAAGAAGCUGACCAUGAAACUAGUAUAGAGAUUGAGGCAGUUAAUAAGCAAAAAUGUGGAACAGUCAAUGAAGUUAUUAUGGACAGUGAAAGAGAAAGAGCACCAGUAGGUGCCCAUUACCUGGAAAGUAUGGAAAUGUGUCAUGACACUCAACGGAUGCAAGUAAAUGAGAGAAAAAAUCAAAAUGCAGUAAGGCCUAAAAACUUUGCGAAAUUUGGUUCAAGUUCAUACAUUUCUAGUGAAACAGAGAAGAAAAAUGGAGCUGAAACUCCACCACAGAAUUCUGAGCCAUGUAGCCAUCACAAAUAUGUAGGUCCAGUCAUACUGAUUAGCAAACCAGUUGAAGGGGAUGAGGGAAAGGUGGCAAUCAGUGAUAUCUCCAGUAAUAUCUAUCCCUGUUCAGAAAGGUUAGAAUUUGAGGAAUGUAAUGAGAAAAUAUUUGAGAAUGAGCAGGCAGGUGAAGCUUAUGAUGGUAAUGUUAAGAAUGAGGAAUUACAGUUACAGAGUGAACCAUUUGCAGAUGAAGUUAAUUUGAAAAACACAGCAUGGAAAGCUUACUAUUUUGUUUUAUUCAUUGUGUUUCUAGUUACUGUUUAUCAUUAUGACUUUAUAGGAUGCUUUGCAUUAUACCUGUUUACAUUGUAUUGGUUGUAUUGUGAAGGAGGAACAAGCAAUGAUUCUGUCAAAAAGGAAUGAUGUAAGUAAUAGUAUCAUAAUGAAUGCUGCAAGGAAAGGCAAUGGUUGCACAUAUGAAGAACUGAAAUUAGGUUUUGGAAUUGUUAACCAUUUGAGUACUGAAAGAACCAUUGCCUGUCAGAAUACACACAUUGUUUGUUUCACACAUCAACAAAAUGGUUAUCCACAUGUCUACCAAUAUUUCAAGGUAGAAUUAAUCACAUUUUCAAAAUACAUAAUAUUUUAUAAUUGAUAACAUUCUUAGAAUAAACCAAAAUAGCCUUCUUUUAUUUUUAUGAUGCUAAACAAUACUGGUUAACAGUUAAUGUGACAACAAUGCCAUCAAAAUGCCUUACUAUAAGUUUUUAAAAAGUGCCUAGUUGAGAAAGCUUUACAGAAAAUUGACUUUAUGGCCUAUUUUCUUCAUAUAAAGUAAUGUGAUUGACAUUUACUUAUUAAAGAAACUCGGCUUAAAAUAUCCUUUGUGAAGUUCAUAUGACCAUUUUAUCUCUUACUUGAGUGCAGUUCAGAUAAUUUCAGACCAAAUUUUUUUGUGCUGUAAUAAAUUUGUAUAAUAAACUAGGGUAACAUCUACUAAAUACUUCAAGUCAUAUAACUUUAGCCUGUUUUAUAGUCAGUGAAUGGAAAUUUAGUUUGAUCUUCUGAAUGGUAAAGCAUUAAAGUUGUUACAAAUGAUAUAAAACACGUAUUUUAUUUCUCCUGCCAUUUUUAAACAUGGUGUUUGUUAGUUAGUUCAGAAUUGUCUUUUUCCUGGUGCGACUCAAAUGGCUUUCAGUUGUAUGUGGAAAAAUGAAGUAGAAGUUGUCUUGGAAGAAAGGGAGAGGCAAAUCAGAAAUAAUAACUUUUUUCAUAAUAUCUAUACAGCUAUAAAAGAUUACGCUGAAGAACACCUUCAAAAAGUAAUCUUUAAGUGUAAACAUUGGGACAAUAUGAUAUCACUUGCUAAGACAUAUGUUUCUCAUUUAUUUAGCCACCUCACAGCAUUUGAAAUUUUCCUCGUCCUGGAGAAGUUAAUAAUCAAUUGUCUCUGUGUCUUUAAGAAUUUUGUGCUAUUAAUUGCUGUUUUGUUAUUUUCUUCACUUUGUUGCAUACUUGUUCUUUGGAGAAACACCUUCAGUUUUUACUUCCCUAUUAGCAGAUUGCCUAUGCUGUAUUGCACCCUCCAGAGAAGGUUUGUUAUUUAAUACUUUUCUUCACUGCAUCUGAUGUAUAAUUUUGUUAAUAAAUAUAGUUUCUUGUUGCACCUUCA
Messenger RNA from Stegostoma tigrinum, 5780 nucleotides. It is a transcript of the gene ppp1r3ab, whose product is annotated as protein phosphatase 1, regulatory subunit 3Ab. Lineage: Eukaryota; Metazoa; Chordata; Chondrichthyes; Orectolobiformes; Stegostomatidae. Gene Ontology annotation, cellular component: protein phosphatase type 1 complex. The record is from RefSeq and is a predicted model, not a curated record. Bases 404 to 4531 code for a protein of 1375 amino acids. Gene Ontology annotation, molecular function: glycogen binding; protein phosphatase 1 binding. The transcript is spliced from 4 exons. Gene Ontology annotation, biological process: regulation of glycogen biosynthetic process.